This is a messenger RNA of Eptesicus fuscus (big brown bat), 2859 nucleotides long. It is a transcript of the gene VWCE, whose product is annotated as von Willebrand factor C and EGF domains. NCBI's taxonomy places the organism in Eukaryota, Metazoa, Chordata, Mammalia, Chiroptera, Vespertilionidae. Gene Ontology annotation, biological process: cellular response to virus. Gene Ontology annotation, molecular function: protein binding; calcium ion binding. Gene Ontology annotation, cellular component: cytoplasm. The record is from RefSeq and is a predicted model, not a curated record.
AUGUGGGCCGGACUGCUCCUAGCGGCUGCCGGCGUCGCGCUCCUGCUGCCCGGGGCCCCGGCCCGCGGCUACACCGGGAGGAAGCCCUCCGGGCACCUGGGGACGGAGAGACGCCAGCUGGGCCCCCACGUCUGCCUCUCGGGGCUCGGGAGUGGCUGCUGCCCAGGCUGGGCGCCCUCCAUGGGCAGUGGGCACUGCAUCCUUCCCCUCUGCUCCUUUGGCUGCGGGCGUGGCGUCUGCAUCGCUCCCAACGUCUGCUCCUGCCAGGAUGGAGAGCAAGGGGCCACCUGCCCAGACGCCCACGGGCCCUGCGGGGAGUACGGCUGCGACCUGGCCUGUAACCACGGCGGCUGCCAGGAGGUGGCCCGAGUGUGCCCCGUGGGCUUCUCGAUGACGGAGACGGCGGUGGGCAUCAGGUGCACCGACAUCGACGAGUGUUUAAGCGCCUCUUGCGAGGGCCACUGCGUGAACACGGAAGGCGGGUUUGUGUGCGAGUGCGGGCCGGGCAUGCAGCUCUCCGCCGACCGCCACAGCUGCCAAGACACGGACGAAUGCCUGGGGACCCCGUGCCAGCAGAGGUGUAGAAACAGCAUUGGCAGCUACCGGUGCUCCUGCAGACCCGGCUUCCAUCUCCAUGGCAACCGGCACUCCUGUGUAGAUGUAAACGAAUGUCGGAGGCCGCAGGAGAGGCGGGUCUGCCACCAUGCCUGCCACAACACCGUGGGCAGCUUCCUGUGCACCUGCCGACCUGGCUUCAGGCUGCGGGCUGACCGGGUGUCCUGUGAAGGACAGCCCUGUGUCGUUCCAGCGUUCCCGACGGCCGUGCUGGCCCCAUCCGCCAUCCUGCAGCCCCCGCAGCACCCGCCCAACGCGCUGCUGCUGCUUCCCGAGGCCGGCCGGCCCGCCCUCUCCCCGGGACGCCCCCCUCCUUCUGGGGCUCCCGGGGCCCCCGCGGGAGUCCGGACCACCUGCCUGCCCUCUCACACCUCAGCACUACCGGCAGCCUCCCCCUCUGUCCUGGCGAGGCUGCUGGCCACCCCGAUGGCCACCCCAGUUCCUGGCGUCCCCCUGUUGGGGACCCUCAGACCUUCCUCACAACCGCAUGAGAAGGUGGGGGUUACCCCUUCCUCGCCCAGGGGCCCCACGGCCCCACAGCCCACACCAGGGCCCUCUGCCUGCUGGCACCUGGGAGCCACGUACGAGUCGGGGAGCCACUGGACAGCGCCCGGGUGUUCCCAGUGCUGGUGCGAGGACGGCGAGGUGACCUGUGUGGAGGCGACGUGUGAAGCUGCUUGCUCCCACCCGAUCCCCCCCGGAGAUGGGGGCUGCUGUCCGUCCUGUACAGGCUGUUUUCACAGCGGCGUCAUCAGAGCCGAGGGGGCCGUGUUUUCCCCUCCCACGGAGAACUGCACUGUCUGCGUCUGCCUGGCUGGAAAUGUGUCCUGCAUCUCCCCCGAGUGUCCUCCGGGCCCCUGUCAGCCCUCCCCGGAGUCGGACUGCUGCCCCUGUGCUCCAGGGAGGUGCCAUUUCCACGGCCGGUGGCAUGCAGACGGGGCCGUGUUCAGUGGGGAUGACGACGAGUGUACCACCUGCGUCUGCCAGGACGGGGAAGUGGAAUGCGCCUUCACCCCGUGCCCGGAGCUGGACUGCCCCCGCGAGGAGUGGUGGCUGGGCCCGGGGCAGUGCUGCUUCACCUGCCGGGAGCCCGUGCCCAAGACAGGCUGCUCGCUCGACGACAACGGGGCCCAGUUUCCGGUGGGACAGAUCUGGUCUCCCGGUGACCCCUGCAGAUGGUUCCGUGAGCUGCAAGCGGACAGACUGCGUGGACUCCUGCCCUCACCCCAUCCAGAUCCCGGGACAGUGCUGCCCGGACUGUUCGGCAGGCUGCACCUACACAGGCAGGAUCUUCCACAACAACCAGACCUUCCCGUCCGUGCUGGACCCGUGUCUGAGCUGCAUCUGCCUGGUACGGCCACCCAGCUGCGUCGGCGAACUCCCCGGGGCUGCCCCAGCUCCUGAACCCUGGAGGCAGAGGCCAGAGACCUCAGGAGCAAGCUGGGCUCCGUGGCCUGCUCGCCCGUGGACUGCCCCAUCGCCUGCACCUACCCUUUCCACCCCGACGGCCAGUGCUGCCCGGUGUGCCGAGACUGCAACUUCGAGGGCAGGAAGGUGGGGAACGGCCAGGUGUUCACCCUGGACGAUGAGCCCUGUACCCAGUGCACGUGCCGGCUGGGAGAGGUGAGCUGUGAGAGGGCGCCCUGCCGGCCUGCCUGCGAGGACGCCGCCUCGCCCCCCGGGGACUGCUGCUCCUGCCCAGAUUCCCUGGAGGACAGGCGGGGGCUGCCCCCUCCUGCAGACGCCGCCCUGAGCCCCCGCGGAGCCCCCCAGGACCCCGCCACCUGCAGCUCCUGCCCGGGGCCCCCGGCAGCCCGGCCUCGGCGGCCCGCGCCCCACUUCCUCCAGCUCGUCUUGGGGACCAACGUGUCCAACCUGCAGACUGCAUCCCGGGGCCGCUCGGGGGCCCAGGCCACCCCCCCGGCCCCCGCGGGGCCCUCACUGUGGCCUCCCGCCCCCCCAGGAGCCUCCUCUCUACCUCCCGCCUCUCCCGGGGCUCCUGCGACUCCAGAGCCUUCCACCACGGCCUCUGGGGCCCACACAACGGCCAGGUGGCCUGCGCGGCCCCCAGCCGUCCUGCCGGGGGCUCCAGCCCUCUCCACGGUAGACCCGAGGCCCCCAGAGGCCCCCGCCACCCUCCAUGGCCUCUCCCCCGCCACCUCCGGACUCUCCGUGGUGACCGCCAGCCCUGGCGCCCCGCGGCCCCCGGCCGGGACUGCAAGUGAAGAGGGGCCCGCUGGCUGA